CAACACGCUGUAAUUGGUGCAAUUGAUCCCUAGGUAGUUACGCCAGUCUGUCUUCCAGCAACAGUGUAGAUAGCGAGAUAUCUAUAUCUAUAUAUAUAGAAUCAAUUUAAUAGUUAUCCAUUUCUAAAUCAUCACCUUCUUUCAUUGAACUCUUACGGAUCCUCGCGAACUCGAAUCACCAUCUCCUUCAUUGAUCGCGAUCAGUUCGAUAAUAUACAAGAUACUGUAACGUUGGAAUUCACAAUGGAUCAUUCGCAUAUGGAUCACAGCAUGCAUGGUAUGGGGAUGGAUAUGGGAGGCGAUCAAUGUACCAUGAACAUGCUCUUCACCUGGGACGCCAAAAAUCUCUGUAUAAUCUUCCGCUGGUGGCACAUCCGAUCCACCUUCUCCCUCCUCAUUUCGCUCAUUGGCGUCGUCGCCAUCACCGCCGGAUACGAAGGCAUUCGCUCGCUGACCCGUCGCUAUGAAUCCUGGGUCGACAGACAACAAGGAUCUAUCACGCUGGAUGAUGUUACUGAAAAUACGCCUUUUCUCUGGGCAGGACGCAACCAAGAAGAAGUAGGUCAGAGAGCACAUGUUAUUAAAGCUGCGCUGUAUGCUUUCCAGUAUUUUUAUGCGUUUAUGUUGAUGUUGCUUUUCAUGACAUACAAUGGAUGGGUUAUGAUUGCAGUAGGAGUUGGUGCGUUUGUAGGUUUCUUGAUAUUUGGAAAGAAUACUUCGGCUGCGAAAGAGACGGCAUGUCAUUGAGAGUUUGAAAAAUGGAGCUAGGAGAAUGAGUGACUUGGAGGGAGAUGAAUUUAGUUUCGAAUAGAGAUAGGGCGGACGUCUUGUUGGUGAAAGGAAGGAGAACAGCAAGUCUAAGACAUGGAUCUUCGGGAGACAAGCGUCAAACAAUCGAGUCAGGCAAGAUUUGUUUUAGUUUGAGAAUGCCGAAUACCCAGCGUUGUUUAUAUGAUCGCAGGCCGUUAUACAUGGAUUUAAUACGUUGGCGCAGAGCCGUUGAUAUAUAAUUACAUACAGAGGGGGGAUGUUAUGUUUCACGUGUUUCGAUCUAUAUUAUCAAUGCAACGUUGCCCAAACCUUCUGGUUGAGUUA
This is a messenger RNA of Botrytis porri, 1095 nucleotides long. RefSeq lists its product as uncharacterized. Bases 244 to 747 code for a protein of 167 amino acids. Gene Ontology annotation, cellular component: membrane. Lineage: Eukaryota; Fungi; Ascomycota; Leotiomycetes; Helotiales; Sclerotiniaceae. Gene Ontology annotation, biological process: copper ion transmembrane transport. Gene Ontology annotation, molecular function: copper ion transmembrane transporter activity. The record is from RefSeq and is a predicted model, not a curated record. The transcript is spliced from 4 exons.